AUGCAUUUCACUACGACAGCUCUCGCUGCGGCCGGUCUCGCAGCCCACCAGGCCCUCGCCUUCGGCGGCGGUUAUGGUGGUGGCGGAUGGGGAGGCCCCUCCAAAUACUCGACUCCUGACAACACCGACAACGAGUGUUCUCCAGCUCAAGCCAGCGGCUACGACUGGAGUGGACUCAACCAGGGCUCCUUCAGCGACUACGGCAGCAACAAGUUCAGUGGCUGGUCCUGCUCCAACUCCUUCGGCAAACGCGAUCUCUUGACCAAGCGUACUUUCCAAUCCAAAUGCAUCACAGCACCUCUCGAUGACCAGCCAUCGAUUGGCUGCGAAGGCGACAAGACCAUGUCUCUGGACAAGUUCGAGGUAUCAUCCGAUAAGGACGCCGAUAUCGAGUGCCACUACGACAUGCCUGACGGAUCGACUUGCAAGGAGGUCCACUCCUGCAGCGCCGGCGGAACCGUCAUUCAGAACUCUCAGUGCGGUGGUGCAAAGAGCGUGACCUUCAAGCCCGCAGGCGACAAGAGCUCUGGCUGCAACAUUGGCGUUCACUCUGUGGGCUUCAACUGCGGCUCCGCGUCCAGCACUCCUCCAGCGUACUCGUCGACCGCGCCGCCGUCUUACUCCACGCCAUCGAUCCCAGCUUACAGCAGUGAGACUACUUCUUCGGCUUCCAUCCCAGAGUACUCUUCUUCUAGCGAGUCCUCGCCUGCUACUCCUACGACUUCGACACCAUCUGCUCCUGGCUACAGCUCGCCUUCCAUUCCAGCUUACUCCAGCUCCUCUAGCAGUGAGAGCAUUCCGGCAUAUAGCUCGCCUUCCAUUCCGGCUUAUUCAAGUCCUUCGUCCAGCGAGUCAUCACCAGUCACACCCUCGACUUCUUCAACUCCUUCGGUUCCUGGUUACAGCUCUCCUUCCAUUCCAGCAUAUUCAAGCCCGUCCAGCAGCGAGAGCAUCCCAGCAUACAGUUCGCCUUCCAUUCCGGCAUACUCCAGCCCCUCUUCAAGUGUCGAGACUUCGCCUGUCACGCCAUCGACCUCGUCGACUCCUUCUGCUCCGGGCUACAGCUCUCCCUCGAUUCCAGCUUACUCGAGCUCGUCCAGCAGUGAGAGUAUCCCAGGCUACAGCUCGCCAUCUAUCCCUGCCUAUUCGACGCCAUCUUCAAGCGAGUCGUCCCCAGUGACCCCAACCAUCCCAGCCUACAGCAUUGGAUCGGUCCCAAGCUACAAUGUCACUUCGUCCUACCCAAUUGGCAGCGGCAGCGUUCCUGGUUACUCUAGCCCAAGCAUUCCAGCAUAUGGCAGCAGCUCCAGCACGGAGGUGUCGCCAGUGACGACGAGCCCAUCGAUCAUUUCGUACUCGACAUCGACAGUCUACUCCACCACGCUCGAGACCAUCACUUCUUGUGCACCAACUGUCACCAACUGCCCAGCCAAGAGCGGGUCAUCUGCCGUUGUCACCAAGACUGUGGCUAUCUCGACCACGAUUUGCCCAGUCACUGCUGCUGAGACGAGCUCUUCUCCUACUGGCUACACACCGACGCCUGAGUCGGGAAGUACACUGCCGAAGUGUCUCAACUCGUGGAUGUACCUGACCUCCUGCAAGGGCAACGACGACUAUGACUGCUUCUGCAAAAACAACGACUUUAUCACCAAAGUCUGGGGGUGCCUUUCCGCAUGGUCCGGCUCUCACGACGAGACUCAAGGCUCCGGCUCCUACCUCAUGGGUCUUUGCGCUCCCUACGUGCCCCAGAACCCAGCCAUCAUCACUGCCUGCCCAAGCAGCGUCACCCCAGCCGCGUCCUACUCCUACUCGCCUCAAACCUCCCCAGCUCCUUCCUCGCCAGCAUCCCCACCCCAAGGCCAAACCAUCACCCUCUACAGCACCAAGGAAGAAACCAUCACCAGCUGUGCCCCCGAAGUGACCAACUGCCCCGCCAAAACCCACACAACCUCCUACGCCAUCGGCACAACCGUCACCACAGCCCCAGCAGCCUACAGCAGCAGCAGCAGCACCGAAAUCGCGCCCAUCGGCUCCUCGCCUGCCCCCACCGCCCCCGCCAGCGUCCCCUGCACCACAAUCACCUACAGCACCGUCUACCCGGUCCCGGCGACCUACAGCACAGGCGAAUCCGUGGGCGCCACAAUCCCCUCCAGCAGUAUCACGACCUCCCUGCUCACAACCGUCACGGUGCCGCAGGUCCAGAUCACAACCUACACCGUCACGACGGGCGGCUCGACGACCACACAGCCUCGUCUCGGCUAUGGGUCCCCGAGCCCCGUCGCGGGACCUACUGGAUACAGCUCCGCCCCAGCGCCGGCGCCUUACCCGACUACUUCUGUCCCCGGCCCCGUGGGACCCAUCGGUGGGUCGACGGGGCUGGGCACGACGUACCUUCCUACGCCGUCGCCUUCGAGUAGUCCUAUCACUCCUUAUACGGGCGCGGGUGUCAAGGUGGGAGGAUCGGGAUUGGUGGUGUUUGCGGCUGCAGCUGCUGCUGUUUGUGCGAUGUUGAUGAUGUAG
Molecule: messenger RNA, 2520 nt
Organism: Zasmidium cellare ATCC 36951
Lineage: Eukaryota; Fungi; Ascomycota; Dothideomycetes; Mycosphaerellales; Mycosphaerellaceae
Exons: 1
Coding region: 1-2520 (839 amino acids)
Source: RefSeq, a predicted model, not a curated record